ACUGAGUGUGUUCCUUCGUGCAGCAAAAGAAGGGAGUCUGUCAACUGACAGUGGUCAGUAUUCGGCUGUUUUGCGCCACAUGGACCACCUUGCCUCCUCAGCAGCCAGUGCUGAAAUUCAAGGGCGUGCAAAGAAGAUUAGGAAGGGAAUGCACGAGAUUAAUUUCUGCGCAUUUAGCCAUUUCCUGGCUGACGUGUUUAAUGAACUGGCCUCGCUCAGUUGCGUUCUGCAGAAGAACGACCUCAUUCUUCCUCAAGCCAUCUCAGCGCUGAGAAAGACAGUGAUGGUGUUGCAGGCUAUGCAGGAAACACCGCAAAGAGGGGGCAUGCUAUGUCAGUUCAUGGAAUGUCUACAAGGGCAGGAAGAGAUCUCAUUUCAGGGUGUACCACUCUCGGGAGAUGUCACAGGAAUGCAGCAGAGGCUACAGAGAAACAUCACCUCUGUCAUCACCACCACUGUGGAAGCCAUUAACGCCAGAUUCGGCAGUCUCAUUAAUGAGGACUCCGAAGACUACUCUGCAGUGAAUUGCAUGAAAAUCUUUCAUCACGACACCUGGCCUGAGAAUACCAAUGAACUGGUUGAUUAUGGAAACGAUCAGUUGGAGGCCCUAAUGGAGCAUUUUCGUCAUGUCCUUACAAGCUCUGGAUGCCAGAUGGAUGCUUUGCCAGGGGAAUGGCAGAGUUUGAAGACCCUUGUAAGCUACACGUUUAAGGACCUACAGCAGCUUAUGGCAAACAGCUUCAACCAAAGAGCCAUACAGAACUGACUACAAGAACAUCCUACACCUUGUGGACAUUCUGUUGGUCCUCCCAAUUUCAUCUGCACAGUGUGAGCGAGGCUUCUCUGCGCAGAAACGCCUCAAAAGCUCUUUGAGGAGCUGCUUGCAUGUCUCCACCACAGAGGAUCUUAUCAGGAUCACAACAGAGGGCCCCUCACUUGAAUUAUUUGAUCCCACUAAAUGUGCCGAAAACUGUCUGUCAGCUGGAAAAAGGUCACGUCGACCCAACUACAAGUCAUGGCCAAGUGAUUCCGAGUCCGACAUGAUUUUUGUGUAGCCUAAAUGUGAUAUUUUUUUAUUUAUCUUUUUAGUAAAUUGGUGCUGUUUUGUGUAGCCUAAAUGUAAUCUUGUCUAUUUGUAUUAAUUUAGUUUUAGUAAGUUGGUGCGGUUGGUGUGUGCAAUUUCUGCACCCUAAUAAAUGUUCUGAACAAAAA
Messenger RNA from Gadus morhua (Atlantic cod), 1212 nucleotides. RefSeq lists its product as uncharacterized. The transcript is spliced from 5 exons. NCBI's taxonomy places the organism in Eukaryota, Metazoa, Chordata, Actinopteri, Gadiformes, Gadidae. Bases 80 to 766 code for a protein of 228 amino acids. The record is from RefSeq and is a predicted model, not a curated record.